UCCGCGCCGCGAGGCAGCUCUCGGCCUGCAGAGGGCGCCGAGUGUCUCCGUCAGCCCAGGUCGGCCCGGCGCCCAGUGGGCUGCGCUAGGGAGUUCUGCUCACGGUCGGCCCUCUCCGCUCCUCAGAAUGGAAGUUAGGCAGGUUGUUUGUUUUCCUUCAGUCUGGACUUUUGAAGCAGGGCCUUGCCGGGUUAUCCAGGUGUACUAAGUUGCUUUAUAUGUUUGCCUGGUACCCUGUAAAGGCCAGAAGUUGGUGUUGGAUACUAUGGAACUGGAAUUAUGGAUGUUUGUGAGCUACCAUGCCUGUGCUCGAAAUCGAACCCGGGUCCUUUGUUAGAGCAACAGUCGCUCUAAAACAGGUAGAAUACAGCUCAAACCUGAACCACAACUGUGAUUGUUUGCAGCUUGCCUGAUGCCUGGGGUGUUAUUUUAAGAAAGCAGAAGCAGCAUCAUUUGCACGCUCCUUAUAGACAUACACCUUGGCCCUGACUUUCUGACCUCAGUGUUUCAAAAGUGAAGACAAGAUGAAGACGACCCACUUGCUGUUCUGGGGAGUCCUGGCCAUUUUUGUCAAGGCCGUCCUUGUAACCGGUGACAAGGAAAAGGUCAUUCUUGCUGACAACAAAUGCAUGUGUGCCCGAGUCACUUCCAGGAUCAUCCAGUCCAGCGAGGAUCCUAAUGAGGACAUCGUGGAGAGAAAUAUUCGAAUUGUUGUCCCUCUGAACAGCAGGGAGAAUAUCUCGGAUCCCACCUCUCCACUGAGAACGAAAUUUGUGUACCAUUUGUCAGACCUCUGUAAGAAAUGUGAUCCUGUGGAAGUGGAGCUGGACAAUCAGGUCGUUACUGCCAGCCAGAGCACUAUCUGCAAUGAAGACAGUGCUGUUCCAGAGACCUGCUACAUGUAUAACAGAAACAAGUGUUACGUAAACAUGGUCCCACUUAUGUAUCGUGGUGAGACCAAAAUGGUGACAUCAGCCUUGACCCCUGAUUCUUGCUACUCUGACUAGUUUGAGUCAUUUCUCAUUAUGCAACUCUAUCUUUAGGGGCUCUCCAUUUAGACCUGGAAGGAAUACUCACUGCUAAUGAUUUGAAACCAGGAUUUUUUUUCCUUUUGAAAAACUAACAUUCCCUUUAAAUAAUUAAAUAUCAAUACUGCAUCAUUAUUUUGUAAUUUUUUCUCAAUUCUAUGUAUUAAAUCCUCAUGCCUGCCUGAGGAGGUAUUUUUACGAGUUCAUUUUUUAGUUUUCAAAAACAUAAACAAGGGGAGAAAGUAAAAUUCCAAGAAUAAAAAUUAAUAGGCAUAGUUAAAUUGAAUUAUUUUUCUUUCUUACUUUGCUGUGGAGAGCUGGAGCUUCUGCACAUUCUAACUCUUCUUUCUUUUAAUGUCUCACUGUGUAGAGAAGACACACACAUAAAGAGAGGGCAGUUGCAUGUCUUCACUAGAAGGCGAAAGGGCACAUUUUAAACUAUUUACUAAUAUUUGCGAAACCAGUUUGCUGAAAGUGAUAUAAUUUGAUGCACAAAUGAGAAAUUUUGAUAUAACAAUAGACUUGGCACUAAAUUUUUUUGAUAAUUUUUUUGACAAAUUAUUGUCUGAAAUUCUUAGAGGAAUCCUCUGUAUUGCAGCUGAAUCUAAUGAAAUUUGUAUUCCUAAAUAUGUAUUCUCUAGCACAGUUUGAACAAUUAAAUAGAUUAAUAAGCAUAUCCCUGUGUGAAAUAAUUUAUUAAAAAAUUUUGCUGCGUUUAACCUUUUAUGUAAAUUAAACAUAAUUUAUUAUUGGCAAAUAUUGUAACUAUGAUGUAAUGGUGCGUUCAUCACUAAGUUUAUGUGAGUAAAUAUCUGAGAAAUCUUUGCCAAUUCACACUUAAAAUGAAGUAAAUUCCACAGCAUGUAGCAUCCUAUGGAAGCAGGAGGUGUACUCAGUGCUAGAGAGCUUGCUUAUCAUGCUUAAGGCCUUGAGUUUGAUGUCUAGUACUGCAAAAAGAAGAGAACAAAAUAUGCCCCUUCCAAAAAAAAAAAAGCAAAACAAAAAACCAAAAAAUUUAUGCAGUUUUGUCUAAGUAGAAAGCUCUCACAUAAAUGGUUGGGCUAUUUCAAAGUAAUAACUGGUCACAUACAAAGAAAUCAUAUGUCAGAAAGCUAUAUCCAAUUGAUGUAUUUAUCUAAGGGCAGGGCACCAUGGAAAGUAACUGCUGAUUCAGAGGCCAGCGUAUAGAUACUUCUGACCUGGGAAUAGUGGUGGACUUUCCAGGUUUUGGCUGUAUAGCAGCUGUGUAUAUUCGUCUAGUACGUAACUUUAAUGGCUCAAGUUGAAACACAAACUCUUAAGUGGCUGAAUUAACAUCAGGCAAGGUAACUCAAUUUAACAUCGUUUGUUUUAAAAAUGGAAUUACAAAUAACUAUCCUAUAGAUUUUUAUAUCCGGUAUAUGUAUGUGUGCCUAGAUGUCAUUUCGUAUAGCUGUCAUAGUAUUUGGCAUAAUUGGUAAAUUACAGUUGUUACUAUGUGUAAA
This is a messenger RNA of Arvicola amphibius (Eurasian water vole), 2512 nucleotides long. RefSeq names its product joining chain of multimeric IgA and IgM (gene Jchain). Gene Ontology annotation, cellular component: pentameric IgM immunoglobulin complex. The coding region runs from base 525 to 1007 and encodes 160 amino acids. The transcript has 6 exons. Gene Ontology annotation, molecular function: immunoglobulin receptor binding. The record is from RefSeq and is a predicted model, not a curated record. Gene Ontology annotation, biological process: humoral immune response. NCBI's taxonomy places the organism in Eukaryota, Metazoa, Chordata, Mammalia, Rodentia, Cricetidae.